Molecule: messenger RNA, 1071 nt
Organism: Paecilomyces variotii
Lineage: Eukaryota; Fungi; Ascomycota; Eurotiomycetes; Eurotiales; Thermoascaceae
Exons: 1
Coding region: 1-1071 (356 amino acids)
Source: RefSeq, a predicted model, not a curated record
AUGCGCUCUGGGUUGCAGACUCCUGGAGUUAUCCCGUUGCUCGCUCUCGUCGUCUUCGCACUGCUCAGCGUGGUACCGACGGCUUUGACGGCAUGGGAGAGCUCCAGUGCACGUCCAAACUGGCUGGCAUACCAUGCCAAUGACCUUCCACGUGCGUUACGAGACUUGGCCGCGUCGAAUCCGACGCAGCGUUGGCUGAUCCCGGAAGCUCCAGGCUCUGGUAUGGAGGAUGAUGCAUCCAUCCUCGAUGUCGACACCAGCGUCCAAGCGUUCUACAUAGGAGAUGGCUACGAUGGCUUCUCCCGCGACUCCAUCCUGUCCCCACGUCCCAAAUAUCACCUCCCCCAGGUGACCGUCAGCGAGUCUACCGAUUCCAGGCCAUUUGUGGCAGCAGAAACAAUGAAACAAGACCUUGUGGAGGAAGCUACCGACAGCGUGACCGUCUUCUCUGGCCCUUUCCGUUCGUUGAGGACGUUCGUUUCCCAUGGCUCUAAGGAUAGCCGACUGGGACACCUGCUCCCUGGCCGGAACAUGCUGUCGACCGUUUUCUCAGCGGUUGCAAACUCUUCUCACCAAGGGGUCCUUGCUGAUCGGACAAGGGGCACUUCAUGGACGACAGGAUCCAAACCGGACGGUAACCGCCUGGUCUCCGGCCUUCCGUUUCCUGGUAGUCUCUGUGAGACGUGGCAGCAGGUCUGUCACCUGGGAAUGAGCGCUUGGGGCGACUGGGACCGCUCUGCCCUUCUUGCCAUGUUCAACGGAUGGAUCGGUUCAAGCAAAAAGAACCCUGUUCAUCACGAAUCCCUUGGGAAGAGUCAAUUCACGGUACAUCGCCAAACAGAAGGCUCUGUACUCAGGAGUCAGUCGUCAACAUAUGACGAGACGGCCCACCCCUUAUCGAAAGCCUCAAAAACUCACCUCUUCGAUGCGUCGACUCUAACUCUUCCCCCUUCCACGAGCCCCACCGACCAGCCUAACGUCGCUGCUGGCGCUUCGACGAGUCCCAAGGAAAUGCGUGGAAGCUGCAUGGCCAUCGUGAUCGGCUUGGUAGUCGGGAUCAUGUGGUUUUAA